AUGAUUGAACGUCUCAGGAAGGUAAGCCUGCCGGCUCUUUCGGCGGUUAUCCUGUUUUGCAGUUAUCACUAUGCACGGAUCCUUGGAGUGAUUUGUUUUGACAUUGGACAAAGGACCUCCGACAAGUCCUUGGUGGCUCGCAAUCAGCAUCGAUUCAAGUGGUUCUGCCUGAGUGUGCGACUAAUAAGCGCCACAUCAGUUUGCUGUUUCUGUGCUCCUUACGUGGCGGAAAUCGAGGAUCCUUACGAGUGGAUGCUGCAAUGCCUCCGUCUUUCGGCCAGCCUCAUUUGUGCCGCCUGCAUUGUGGUGGUUCAGAUUGGCUAUGAUAAGGAGCUGCUCCUGUUGGUCAACAGUUUCCUGCGGCUAUUUCGUCGUCUUCGUCGUUUGUCGUCCUUAAAACGGAUUGGAUUCGGCGGCAAACGGGAGUUCUUUUUGCUCACUUUCAAAUUCACCUGUUUGGUCUACGAAUUGUACUGCGAGUUGGGCCAGCUGUGGAAUCUACCCGACUGGUUAAGUUUCUUCACGAUAGCGUGUGAAAUAAUCCUCGAAAUAGGUUCCCUGAUGAUUAUACAUAUUGGCUUCUUUGGAUACCUCAGUGUAGCCGCUCUUUAUUCCGAGGCAAAUAGAUUUGUGCGUUCUGAGCUAAGAAGACAGCUAAGGUCUCUGGAGCGUCCUGGCGGAGGUCCUGUAAGUCGACGGCAGCUUAGGAUUGUCGAAAAUCGCCUGGAUGAGUGUAUAUCGGUUUACGACGAAAUCGAACGCGUGGGCCGCUCGUUUCAUCGCCUCUUGGAACUGCCCGUUCUCAUAAUUCUUAUUGGAAAGAUAUUCGCCACGACCGUUUUGUCCUACGAGGUGAUCAUUCGAGCUGAGUUGUAUCCCAGCAAAGUCGGUAUGUGGGGCCUGGUGGUGAAAAGUUUCGCAGACGUAAUACUUCUCACCCUGGCGGUUCACGAGGCGGUUAGCAGUUCCCGGGUGAUUCGACGUCUGAGUUUGGAAAACUGUCCCAUUAGCGAUCACAAGGAGUGGCAUGUCAAGUGGGAAAUGUUCUUGAGUCGCCUGAACUUCUUCGAGUUUCGCGUAAGGCCCUUGGGAUUGUUUGAGGUCUCCAACGAAGUGAUCUUGCUCUUCUUGUCCAGCAUGAUCACCUAUUUCACUUACGUCGUGCAGUACGGCAUUCAAACAAAUCUAUUGUGA
Drosophila takahashii is the source of this 1194-nucleotide messenger RNA. RefSeq names its product Gustatory receptor 93c (gene Gr93c). Gene Ontology annotation, biological process: sensory perception of taste. Gene Ontology annotation, cellular component: membrane. Lineage: Eukaryota; Metazoa; Arthropoda; Insecta; Diptera; Drosophilidae. The record is from RefSeq and is a predicted model, not a curated record.